GUCUCCUUUUCCUUGUCAUCUUCCGCACGUUUGAAUUCCAUAUUCUAGAACUGGGCCAUGGAGUUUCAGAGACUCGAGAUGCAUGAUUCCUGCCGUGGCACUGACCUCGUUGCAACCACCGGAGUAGCUGCAAAGGCACAUGUCCAAGUCUGGUUCGCCGAACGCCUCUACCAAACUCAUCUUCUACUCCAUCCCGACUUCCAGUAGUCUUCUACUGAGUUAGGCCAAUGCCUUGCAGCCUUCUGGACCCUUCUGGAAAACUCAUAGAACUAACUAGGAGGUACCUCAUCAACCCGCACACUAACCCCAGCAAUCAACACUCGUACACAUACUCAGCAGCAGGCCGUGGUCAGAUUCUGCUUCGACCACAUCGCCGCUCCCGAACUUCAGCUUCACGAGUCCCUCGCAGCCCACCGCACGCUUGUCGACUUCAACGCGAUGACCCGCUCUCCCACGGCGAACCGCUUCUCGCACUUGGUCACCUGCAACUUCGACUUCGACAUGGAACAAUCUGUCAAACCAGAGCCAGUUGUAUAUGGCAGCUUGUGCUGAGGUUUCUGCGCAUGAUUGAUUGCAUCUGGAGCAUAUCCUACAAUCCCGAAUGGAGGACUGAAUCGGAACUCGGUACUCUUAUCUGAAGAUGAGAAAAACAAGGGAGUUUUCGUCACGUUCAAGAGACAGGUAGUGCUGUGAAGACGCCCACUCAAGCAUUCUACAGCGCUUGUAAAGAGUGAAGGCAGAAGUGCGAAAAUCCCAGGUGUGUCAGGGAGAAGGGAGGAGGGGUAGCCAAGAGUAACACAUCUGAUACGAUUCUCGAUCUGAGAUUCUGGCUUCAGACUACACGCACUUAUUAGCGUCUUGAACUGAGCUUCUUCGAGAGAAUGACUAUCGGCAGGAGGUAGUGCCCUGCUGUCGUUCUCUUGCGUAAAUCACAAAUGU
Messenger RNA from Sphaerulina musiva SO2202, 939 nucleotides. RefSeq lists its product as uncharacterized. The coding region runs from base 228 to 638 and encodes 136 amino acids. The transcript is spliced from 2 exons. The record is from RefSeq and is a predicted model, not a curated record. NCBI's taxonomy places the organism in Eukaryota, Fungi, Ascomycota, Dothideomycetes, Mycosphaerellales, Mycosphaerellaceae.